AUGUUAAUACCUUACUGCGAGAAUUUGCCGUCGCACGUGCUCGUAGACGCCAGGAAGCUGUUGCACGCGAAGAAGAAACGAAGAAGGUGCACCGGCUGCUACAGAAAACUGUACGAAACUUACAGGGAUUCCAAAAUGGCGGCCGUCAAAUCGAAAACCGUGUACACUUACUGCGCCGAUUGCGCCAAACAGCCCGCGUUUUCAGCGUUCAAAUGCGAGGUGUGCGGCAAAUCGUACAAGAGCUACCCGUCGUUGUGGCGGCACAAAAAGCACGAGUGCUGCCAACCUAAGAGCUUCAUGUGCAAGUACUGUCGAAAGAUGUUCAGGCAGCGGUACGACGUCAAAGUGCACGUGCGCAACAUACACCCGCACAAAGCCGUCGAAUUCGACGAAGAGUACCGGCUGUAUUUCGGUGCGCCGUACUUGUGCAGGACCUGCGGGAAAUCCUACAAGGCUGCUACCAGUUUGAGGCGGCACGUGCGCGUCGAAUGCGGCAAAACCAAGAACAUGUUGUGCAUGUUCUGCGACCGGCGUUUCUACUACAAGCAGGAAUUGCAAUGUCACAUGUUCAACAGGCACAAACAAGACGUCGCCUUCGAAAAUUAACGAGAAAUGGUUAUCGCAUUAAAAUUUUAUUCUCUCGUGUUCGCUUACAAAUGUCCGGAGUGCGGGAAAGGCUACAACAACAAAAAGAGCUUCGCCUCGCACAUGCGGGAUGAUUGCGGGAAAAAAUUACCCUUCAAAUGCACCGUGGAGCAUUGCCCUUACUCGUCCAGCAGGCGCUCGAACCUUCAAAGGCACUACAGGAGCGUCCAUCGACAACUCACCGCAGAUCAUCCACAACAGUAUUUUCUCUUAUAACUUCUGUCUAGUGUUGAUUAUAGCAUUAAUCAGCUGUUGGUGGCCAUUUUAUUGAGUCCUAAUCAGCUGUUUGUAGCCAUAUUUGUAAGAUGUUGCCCCUUAUUGGUUGAUAAUCAGCUGUUUGUAGCCAUAUUUACAAGAUAUUGCCCCUUAUUGGUUGAUAAUCAGCUGUUUGUAGCCAUAUUUACAAGAUAUUGCCUCUUAUUGGUUGAUAAUCAGCUG
Messenger RNA from Phyllotreta striolata, 1083 nucleotides. NCBI's taxonomy places the organism in Eukaryota, Metazoa, Arthropoda, Insecta, Coleoptera, Chrysomelidae. The record is from the annotation of a GenBank genome assembly.